AUGGCAGAAGAAGGUAAAAGCGGGAAGAAGCAAGUGAUGGUAGCCAUUGAUGAAAGCGAUUGCAGCAAAGAAGCUUUGAAAUGGACGCUCGUGUAUCUCAAAGAUACUCUCUCCGAUUCCGAUAUCAUCCUCUUCACCGCUCAACCUCCACUUGAUCUAAGCUGCGUCUACGCUUCCUCUUAUGGCGCUGCUCCGAUGGAGUUGAUAAAUUCAAUGCAAGAGAACUAUAAGAACGCUGCGUUGAAUCGGCUUCAUUUAGGAACCAAAAUUUGUGCUGAGAUUGGGGUUACCCCAAAGAUGGUGAUGGAAUUUGGAAAUCCUAAAGAAGCUAUAUGUGAUGCUGUUGAGAAGCUUGGUGUUAAUUUGCUUAUUGUUGGGAGCCAUGGUAAAGGAGCAUUACAAAGGACUUUCCUUGGAAGUGUUAGCAAUUAUUGUGUUAACAAUGCUAAGUGCCCAGUUCUUGUGGUGAGGACAAAGGCUUGA
This is a messenger RNA of Arabis nemorensis, 483 nucleotides long. The record is from the annotation of a GenBank genome assembly. Lineage: Eukaryota; Viridiplantae; Streptophyta; Magnoliopsida; Brassicales; Brassicaceae.